Molecule: messenger RNA, 4559 nt
Organism: Neodiprion fabricii
Lineage: Eukaryota; Metazoa; Arthropoda; Insecta; Hymenoptera; Diprionidae
Exons: 9
Coding region: 164-3085 (973 amino acids)
Biological process (GO): peptidyl-glutamate ADP-deribosylation
Source: RefSeq, a predicted model, not a curated record
AAUUUCUUACGCAUCAUUCAUAGUGUUCGGGGAACACCCCGCGUUCAUUCGCGUUCAUCUCAAGCUCCAUUUCGGUGGCUUGCGUCUUUCCGUGAGAGUAUCACCACGUUGACGUUCGGCCGUUUUCUUGAACAAUUAUCUACGGUUAUAGUUCAAUCGCACGAUGGAUUACCGAGAAAGAGGUUCGAAAAAUUUGCCAUUUAAGCCGAGAGGUGCGGGUAAACCAAAAAAUUGUAUGAGACGCAAAUAUUAUGAUCAAAAAAAUGUGCAAAGUCCAGCAAGUGAGGGUUCAUCUUCUUCAAAUCAUGAAGCUACACCUUGCACACAACCACCAGAUGUUGAUUAUAGAUCAACGAAAUCUGGUCGUGACAGCUACUUGAGUAGAGGAGUCAGAUCCGGCUCCUCCUAUGGCCCACGAAAUUUCAUUAAGGGAAAUCAGCGUGGAUCGCAGAUGUUUUCUAUGCAAAAUCGCUCUUCUGAUGGAAAAUAUUCAGAUCAUCAAAUGGCAGUCAGUACUGUUAAAUCAUCACUUAGCGCCCAGUCUGCUGAAUUUACCCCAAGAGCGACUACUUGCAAUUUACAGGAAUCAUCUGAUCCUUCUCUUGCAUCACAACAAAAUUUACUUGAAACGGGAUCAGGAACUUGGAUUCGCACUGAUAUUUCUUCUGAUUCUGAAGUUUCGCGUCAGAAUGAUCGAGGAACAACAAAAUUCGUUGAUGAAACGGGAAAAAAAUCCUGUAUCACAGAGGUCGAAGAUGAUUUGUUCAAUGCCCCUGCUAAUGUUUCAUUAGUCCACUGUGUUGGAGCAGAUUUUAGAAUGGGUUCAGGGAUUGCCGUACAAUUCCGUGAGAAAUUUAAUUCGACUGGUAAAUUAUUCGAUCAAAGAGUAAAACCAGGUGGCGUAGCCCACCUUACUGAUAAUGAACGAUAUGUGUUUUACUUAGUAACAAAACAAGAAAGUACAGAUAAACCCACAAUGGACACAAUGAAACAGAGUCUAUAUGCGCUGCGUGAAAGAUGUAUAAAACUCAAAGUCACGGAAAUUGCAAUGCCACGAAUUGGAUGUGGGUUGGAUGAGCUUCUGUGGAAGGACGUAAAGUCUAUUGUGGAAGAAAUUUUUGGAAAUGUCUUUGUUAUAACUGUUUAUCAUUUAGAGAAGGAUGAUAGUAACAUAGCUAAAUCUGGUUCUAAGUCAAAAGUAAAAAAUGAAGCCUUACAGUUAAAAGACAUAGAGCCAGGAACAGGGCUUCUUUACAUUGGUUAUAAACGGCCAUACGUAUCUAAGGAAAUGCGGUCCUUAAAUGAGAAAUAUCCCUUCCUCGAUCAUUUAAAACGAACUUCAUAUAAGCUUGGAAGCGCAUUUCGUACUCCACUUCAGUCAAAAGAUAUAGUUUAUGGUUUGAUUUGUAAGGAGUCUGAAAACAGUCCUGUAUGUUUUACACAUCUGGAAUUAGCUAUUCAGCGUCUGAAAGAGUACAAUAUCAAGGAUGAGUACGAAUAUUUUGGGUUGCAAGCUUUUGAAGAUUGUGAUGACCCUUACAUUAUGGCAAAAAUAGAGACCAUGUUUAGAAAUUCGUCAAUAAAGGCAGAAUUCUGGAUUUGCUGGCCACCUUCAUUGCGAAAAAAAGAUGAGAAUAUGCAAGUUGAAAGCCGACUUGAUUCUACUGAAGUACAAGAAUCAUCUUCUCCCCCUCUAUUAAACAUUGAUAAGACAACCAAGGGAACAAAAAAUAAAAAUACAUCGCCAAGAGUUGAAGAAAACUGGUGUGGUAAAGAAAAAAAUUCUAAAGCAGAAGAUCAAGAUAUGAGUACAGUUCAAGAAAAGAUCACUGCACAAUCGUUGAGUGAUGAAACCAAUUCAGAAAAGUCAAAGCUUGAUUUCACUCCUUGCAAUGCGUUAAACGAAACUCAAAACACUGAUGACUAUGAUUGGGGGUCUAUGCAACCCCAAUCCGCGAAAUUGUCUGAAUUGACUGAUACUUCGCAUAAUGACAAUCACAGUGACUGGUGGAACCCAGAGAGUAGUCCGAAUAAAGUCGAUGAUGACGAUUCAUAUGCUGAAGCUGAAAGAAGAAAAAGUAAAGAGAAGGAAGAGAUGAACCACCGUAUUAGACAAAGAGAAAAGUUACAAAGAAAAAACGAGAAACCGAAAUCAUGUGUCACUGAAUGUAAAGGUGAUUUAUUUGAUGCCGAGGAAACUGUGAGUCUGGCUCAUUGCGUUGGAGCUGAUUUCCGAAUGGGUUCAGGGAUUGCUGUACUUUUUAGGCAAAAAUUCCAGUCCGUAUCAGAACUUCUCGAUCAAAGAGCAAGCCAGGGCGAAGUAGCUUACAUUCAAAAAGACGGAAGAUACAUAUUUUAUUUGGUCACCAAGACUGAAAGUACUGGAAAGCCAACAUAUGGCACACUCAAAAAAAGUUUACUGGCCCUACAUGCAAAAUGCAAAGAAUUAAAUGUGUCUGAAAUUGCUAUGCCACGAAUUGGUUGUGGACUGGAUCGACUCGAUUGGGAUAAAGUAAAAGAUAUGCUAGAGGAAAUCUUUGCCGAUGGUUUUUCGAUAAAAAUUUACAAUUUACAAAAGGAUUAUCAGGAGACGCCAAAAUCUAGACCAAAAACAACAAUCAGACUCGAAGUGUUAUGUCUUAAGGAUAUUCAAUCGCAAACAGGAUUGUUAUAUAUUGGCUCUUCAGAUGGACAUAUUUCUGAUGAGAUGAAAUCAUUGGAUGAAAAGUACCCCUUCUUAGCGCGAUUAAGUAAAGAAAAACCAAGCUUGGGUACUGUUGUUUGCACAGAUGUGUCAUAUCCCAGAGAAAAAGUAUACGGCUUGAUUUGCAAACAAUCGAAAAAUGAUUGUGUCAAUUAUAAAUACUUGCACCUCGCAAUUAAGCAAUUGAAAAAACUUAACAACAAAGAUCGAUAUUCGUAUUUUGGCAUACAAGCGUUUGUAGAAAAACACGACAAGUUAGUGAUGGCAAAGAUUGAAACUAUGUUCAGGUAUUCGUACAUAGAAUCAGAACUGUGGAUUUGUUUUCCACCUGACUUAAAACACUUGAUGCCCCUGCCUAGUUCAGGAAGACCUUCAAUGUAAAAUAAAUCAAUAUUUUAAAUUAAAUGUAUGUACAUCAAUUAAUUGGGCCUGAUCUUCUACAUAUAUAACUGCGUGAAGUCCGGAUAACAACUGUUUCAGACCGUAUUGACAUCAAAUUGUAAAUAUAGGACAAAAUUAAUCAUUUUUACAGGAGAUAAAUGUAGCGAACAUUCAAGUAUUGCCAUACAUUUCCUUGCUACUGCACAUUUUGCUGUACGAACUUGUGAAGCCUGAGAGCUCGUACACUUACAGAUAGUGAUGCGAAAAAUGACGACAUUUUAUGAUUUGCUCGUUGUCUGUGCUAUUUGAUGUUUUAUUCAAAAACAUGCAUAUAUUCUAAUCUUAAAGGUGAAGUGUUCGUCUUAUUCUCUAUCUCCGACGCUCUAUUUAUAUCCGGCGAUGACGACAUAUCAACUCUAUAUUAAUUUCAUAGACCAGCUUUUCGAUAUUCCAUUUUAUAUUGUACACAUGCUUGAUAAAUAUAUCGCUCUACAUUGAUAAUUGAAAUGGCUCAAGGGGUAUAUACAAAUAGACGGCUAAAAACACGGGUGAAUUUAGAGAAUUUAUGUAUGGACAGAAAAUUAUUCAAUUUUAUUGGAAUUUGCUUUGUUCUAAAAUAGGUAGUUCAAGCUUUAUUGGUAUAUUUUUGUUAUUAUAUUCAUUUAAUAGGAAGCAGUGCUAUCGACAAUACCGUCAACUCUCUCGCUCGGCGAUUUAUAUUGCGGUGCCCACAAUAUUUUAAAAAUAGCUCAACCGAUUUACUUGAAAUUUAGAUCCAGUGUUAUUGGAUAGUUUAUCCUUUUCGCCACGUUCCGAAAUUUCUUGUCCCCAGUAAAAUUGUGUCUAUUGCAGUUCAAUUUUAUUUCAUGUCCAAAAUUUACGAAUUUUUUCAUCAACGAGCGAAACGGUUGACGUUAUUUUCAAUAACAGUGUCUCUUAUUUGAUUCCGGUGACAAAAAGACGUAAAGGAAGCUCGAUUUACAUACUUUGAAACAAAACAAACCCCAAUUGAGUUGAAUAAUUGGUUGUUAAGAUAUAAUUUCUCAAACUUGAUCCACUUUUCAGACUUCUAAUUGUAUAUACUCCGCUAUGAAAAUGUGGAUGAGACACAUGAACUAUUCGCUGUAAGCAGGCCUCUCAGACUUUGUCAACCAAAAUAAGUCGAGAUUUGUCUGUCAUAAUUUUUCAUAAAAUGAAUAGAGGAUGCAAGUUAAUGUUUUUUCUUCUAAAGUUGAACUGUGCUUAGUUUGACGUAAGAUGCAGAAUUACUAUCUUCAAACGUGUCUUUAUAUACUUCUUUAUAAAAUUUAUCACAUUGAGAAAAUAAUAUUGCAAGCUAGUAGUUUUAUAAUGCAAGUUGAUAUUAGGCUACAGUAUACGCAAGUACUGUUGCAACUUGUGGCGCAUAAUGUCGUAUAACACACACACACAACACAGCUAUAUAUAGUCGAAUUUAGUUUAGAUUCCUUCCCGC